AUGGAAGAAGCGAAGGGUAUGCCAAACGCCAGUGUCACGACGGUGCCCCUGAGUCAGGGGCUUGAGCGUGGACCUGAACAGGCUAAGCGCCCCUCUGAUGAAAGCAGUGCUCCCAGUGAAGACGUGUUGUUCGCUGCAGGUAUCGGCCUCGAGAAGGAUGACCCAACGCUUCCUUGCCUGACCAUUCGCAUGUGGGUCAUCGGGAUCGCCUUUUGCCUUCUCGGGAGCGGAAAAGCCUGGGAGUAUUCUAUUCCAGACUGGGGUAUCAGUGCUUUUGGGCACCACGUAUCUCUUAAUCCUGGACCUUUCAAUUACAAGGAAAACAUUCUCAUUUAUAUACUUGCAAAUCUCAGCUUCCUCACUCGAUUGAGCGCAGACGUCCUCACCGAGCAGCGUGUUUUCUAUGGCCUCAAAGCAGGAUGGGGCUUCGAGCUGACCAUGACGCUUGCCACCAUUCUUUUCGGCUUCAGUCUAGCCGGCAUAUUUCGUUCACUCGUCGUAGAGCCAGCUAGCCUUGCGUGGCCCGGAGUUCUUGGUAAUACUGCCCUGAACCAUACCCUCCACUCCAGAAAGAACGCAGUGGACCUACACACCGGAUUCAAGAUGUCUCGCUAUCGAUUUUUCAUGAUUGCUUUUUGCGUAUCCUUUUGCUGGUACUGGUUUCCAGACUUCAUCUUUCCAGCUCUAGGCUACUUCACUUUCGUCUGCUGGGCUGCACCGAACAACGCUGUAGUCAACCAAAUCUUUGGCAUGAAGAGUGGACUAGGCAUAUUGCCUGUCACCUUUGACUGGAGUCAAAUUGCUUACAUUGGUUCUCCUUUGGUUGUGCCGACCUGGGCGAUUCUCAAUGUCCUGGCAUCGCUCAUCUUCUGGAUCUACGUCGUUUCGCCUGCAAUAUACUACCGCAACACGUGGUCUUCUGCCUACCUCCCCAUCCAGAGUAACUCUGUGUACGACAACACCGGCGCUGUCUACAAUGUCUCUCGUGUUAUCGACAAGAAGCUCGGCUUCAGCUUCAACAGUACCAAGUUUGAUGAGUAUUCAGAGGUCGGUCAAGCCGCCAGCUCCUGCGUCGAAGUGCAUUGGAUUAAAAAAAAUCAGAUCUACCUACCUGUCACUUACGCGCUCAACACCUUCGGACUCUCGUUUGCUACAAUAUCAUCACUGUUCAUUUGGCUGUAUUUGGAGCGACGCCACAACAUCAUCGCCACCUUCCAGGCGUCGUCAUUGUCGUCCCUAUUCAAGCGCGGCCCGAGACCGAGCUUGAACCUCCAGCCGGCUUACAAGACUGUUCCCGCAUGGUGGUGGCAUGGUGUCUUGCUUGCCCUGAUCAUAUGCGCGGUCUUCUUCGUCCCACUUGCUCUGGUAUAUGCCACAGCCAAUGUCAAAAUCCAGAUCGAUAUCUUCUGUCGUAUCGUUGCCGGCUAUGUCUACGAAGGCAAAGUGCUCGCUAACAUAUGGUUCUUCAAUCUGGGAUACAUAUCGGGCAUCAAGGGUCUCGCCUUCGCUCAGGACCUCAAGCUCGGGAUCUACUGCAAUAUUCCGCCGCGCAAGCUCUUUCUUGUUCAAGCUGUCGGCAUCGUCAUGGGCACUCUUGGCCAGGUCUCAACAUUGAACUGGGCUCUAGAACACAUCCCUCACAUUUGCACCGAUGCAGCCCCCAACGGCUUCACGUGUCCGUUUUCACGCACACACUUCAACACUACUUCAGGUACCAAUUACGGGAGCUGGGCCAUCGUCGGGCUGGUGUUUGGGCUUUGGCUCAAGAGGAAAGAGAGAGACUGGUGGAGGCGAUACAACUUCGUGUUGAGCUCGGCACUGGACUGCUCAGUCGCCAUCGCUGGAGUGAUAAUCUUCUUCGCCGUCUUUUACACUGGCGCAGCAAAUAACUUUGAGUGGUGGGGAACAGACGUGUACAAGUAA
This is a messenger RNA of Verticillium nonalfalfae, 1923 nucleotides long. RefSeq lists its product as uncharacterized. The coding region runs from base 1 to 1923 and encodes 640 amino acids. Gene Ontology annotation, biological process: transmembrane transport. The transcript is spliced from 10 exons. NCBI's taxonomy places the organism in Eukaryota, Fungi, Ascomycota, Sordariomycetes, Glomerellales, Plectosphaerellaceae. Gene Ontology annotation, molecular function: oligopeptide transmembrane transporter activity. The record is from RefSeq and is a predicted model, not a curated record.